ACUUUGUUUUUAUACCCGUGAUGCUGACACCUAAGGGGAGGAGAGCGAAAGUCUGAGUUCUUCCGAAGAGAAGCUAAACAAAUACCUGGCUCGCUGGCUGGCUGGCUGGCUGGCUAACUUUCCUGACUCGCCAGUAACGAUCAAAUAUAAGUUCGGACGUUUUUGACAAAAGUAUUCGGAUCACAAAAAAGCACCUCUGCAAGAUAUCAAAUGGACUUGCUGUUGUAGUUUCAUUUUCAACCUUGCCCACUCUAUUUGCCUUUAGCUAACGUUAGCUAACGCUAGCUAUGUAACUGCCCGUUUGGGGAUUUUUCAGUGGAGUCUCUGUCGCAGCAAUUGCCAGCUAGCAACAGCGAGGAUUUCCCCUGUCCACUGUCAACUAACGAGUUGGCGAAUCAUUCCUUUGUAAUAACACGAAGCCAACGUUACUGCUCACAAUGGUUUUAAACUUAUUAUAGCUAGCCUACUCACAAGCUAACUGGACGAACAAACUAGCUGGUUGAAAUACCUGGAAAGGACAAGUGUUCCUGGAGUAGUUAACUUACUGUCACCAUGGGUUCAAAUUUCCAAGGCUUGUGAAGUAUUUAAAAGCCUCCAGAAACAAUGGUCGCUGAGGCAGAGUUGCAGAGUGACCGCUGAUUCCCCCCUAAGCCUGCCCUUUGAACCCCCCACUUACACCUGCCCUUUCAACCCUGAAUAUAAGACCUGUGUGCACUCCCCCACCCCAACCCCUCCUUUUCGCCUCUGACACCUCACCAUGUUGGAAGGACUGGUUGCCUGGGUACUCAACACCUACCUGGGCAAAUAUGUCAGCAAUCUUAACACAGACCAGCUCUCCAUUGCUCUGCUCAAAGGGGCAGUGGAGCUGGAGAACCUUCCUCUCCGACAGGAUGCCCUCCGAGAAUUUGACCUGCCCUUUGAGGUCAAAGCAGGCUUCAUUGGGAAGAUCACCCUCCAGAUCCCCUUCUACCGGCCCCACAGUGACCCCUGGGUCAUCUCCAUGUCCCAGCUGAAUCUGAUCAUUGGCCCCGCCCAGCCCCAGGACGCGGACGAGCAGCAGGAGAGGGAGAGAGAACGGGAGCGUAAGAGACAGCUGCUCCAGGCCCUGGAGGACAAAUGGAAGAGUGAAUGUGAACAGAAAGGAGAGUCUUACUGGUACUCUGUCACCGCCUCGAUUGUCACCAGAAUCGUGGAGAACAUUGAGCUGAAGAUUCAAGGGGUCCACCUGCGGUUUGAGGACAGCUUCUCCGUGCCCGAGAAGCCCUUCUCCUUUGGCGUGUGUAUAAAGAACGUCUCCGCGCAGAAUGCCUCCAAAGAGCCGGCGGAGAAGCUUCUGCGUCAGAAGCAACUGGAGAUCGAGGAGUUCAGCGUAUACUGGGAUACGCAGUGUUGCAUGCUGGGAGAUCUUCCUGCGGCUGAGAUCCAGGAAGCCAUGACCGCCUGCAUGCAGAGCCGCGAGCACCAGUACAUCUUUGAGCCGGUGUGCGCGUCCGUCCUGCUCCGGAGAAACGCCUCCAAAGAGCCCCUGAGAGCCCGCCACACCCCCCGCAUCGGGGGCCAGGUGCAGCUGGAGCCGCUGUCGCUGCGCCUGUCACAGGUCCAGUACCAGCAGAUCAUGGCCUUCCUGAAAGAGCUGGACCGCAGGGAGAGGGAGAUGCUGUUUCGCAAAUGGAAGCCCAACGUCCCGGUUUCUGGAAACUGUCGGCGGUGGUGGAUGUUUGCCAUCAACGCUAACAUGAGUGAAAUCCGGGAGCAGCGGCGACGAGAGAACUGGAGCUUUGCCCUUCAGCGCGCGCGGGAUGCCAAGCUCUAUACGCGCCUCUACUCCCAGAAACUCAAGGGCCUGCCCUUAAGCGCACAGGAGAAGGGGGAGCUGGAGAGGGUGGAGGACGAGCAGACCCUGGAGGAGCUGAAGUGCCUGAGAGAGAUCAUCCAUGACACCUUCCGCAAGCAACAGGAACUCGCAGAGAGUGUGAGAGACUCCAUCUCAGACCCCUCCCUGUGCUCGCCCUCUGGAUCCAUCCCAAAGAGCAGCAGUUCUGGUAUGAUCCAGUACCUGCAGUCGUGGUUCCCCGGGUGGGGUGGCUGGUACGGGGGGCCCCAGGGCCCUGUGAUGGGGCCAGAUGAGCUCCUGCGAGAUCCGGGCACGUGGGAUAUACUGGCUGAAACAGAAGAGCUCUUUGAUCCUUUGGAGGACUCCCAGAGCCUCAACACCUUCACUAGGAGGGACCACCUGUUCGCCCGGCUGGACUUCCUGCUGGAGAAGGCCUCCGUCACUCUCUUCCACCAGGACAGGAAGGGAGCCACGCCCCAUGAGAGUGGGGUCAUUCAGCUGGAGUUCUCAGGGGUGAAGAUUGGGGUGGAGUCCCUGCCUCGCUCCGAGUCGUCACUGCUCUCGGUGAAGCUGGGGGGGCUGUUCCUAAGAGACCUCACCACCCAGGGGACCAUCUUUCCUGUUCUCGUCUCCCCAAAGCCGGACAAGACGGCUGUGGGCAUUAAUCAGCCAUUUGGACAGCCCAGUGCCACGGAAUCCUCAAACCCAGCCCCCAGUACGGAGACGUCGGGGUCGCCCGUCUUCGAGAUGAUAUACGAACGCAAUCCAGCCAGGAGUAAAUUCGAGAGACGCCUUGAGGUCAACACAAGCCCCCUCAAUAUCGUCUACAACCCCCAGGCUAUUAAGAAAGUGUCUGACUUCUUCUACAAAGGCAGAGUCCACACCUCAGGUUUUGGAUACCAGUCAGAGCUGGAGCUGAGGGUAGCGGAGGCUGCCAGGAGACAGUAUAAUAAGCUGAAAAUGCAAACCAAGGCAGAAAUCCGGCAGACCAUCGACCAGCUGCUUGUGGGGGAGUUCAUAGAGAACAGCAAACGUUGGACUAUGAGGCUGGACGUCUGUGCUCCACAGGUGGUCUUUCCAGAUGACUUCCACACAGAGGACCCCAUGCUGGUGGUGGUGGACUUGGGCCGUAUUCUCCUCACUAAUUCUCAAGAAGACCCCAAAAUAAAAUCAAAGAUGGCACAGUCCGAAGGGGAUGAGUUUAGCGAUGAAGAAUACCAGACUCCACUGGCCACACCCCCGGGGUCCCCUCCUCCUGAGCCUGAGACAGAGUUCAAAGGUCAGGAGAAGAGCCCUGAGUUGUCCAGCUCUCUGCCCUACUGCCCUAACCUGUAUGAGAAGUACUCCCUGUCCUUCAAAGACCUGCAGAUCAUGGUGGGCCGAUACCGGGACAACUGGAAGCACCUGCAGGAGAGUGAAGUGGGCCCCACCCAUGUGGUGGAGAAGUUCAAUGUGCUGCUGCAGCUGGAACAGAGGCUGCGCUACACCUCUGACCCCCAGCUACCUGGGGCUGUUCUCUCCGGAACCCUCCCGGACCUCAAGGUGCACAUCAACCUGGAGAAGAUGACUGCUCUGCGGAGCUGCCUGACCCGUCUGGGGAGCCCGGGGCCGGGGGAGGACGGGGACCUAGCGGGAGGGGAGAACGCCCGGACACCUGACCCACUAACGCUACGGCACGAGAAGAUCUUCCAGCGAGACGACAGCCAGUGGAAGCUGCAGGGCUCCACUAAGAACCUGGCUCAUAGUGUGCAAACGCUGGAGCAGCACACGCGGGAGGUGCUGGUGGAGUCCAGGCUCCUCUUGGCUGAGUUCAACAUCAACUACAUGCAGCUGGGGGUGGAGAGUGGCGGCCGCUACAUUUCCGUGCUCAAGGUGUUUGGCACCAAUGCCCAUUUUGUCAAACGACCUUACGACGCAGAGGUUUCCCUCACUGUCCACGGCCUCCUCCUGGUGGACACCCUGCAGACCUAUGGUUCCGACUUCGACCUCCUGGUGGCCUCCCACAAGCACCUCAGCUUCGACGUGCCUACAGGGAGCCUCCGAGAGAGCCAACCCAGCUCCCCUGUCUCUCCUGAACACAAACUCCCUGAGAUGACGAACCUUCGCAGAGAAUCGCCCCCUGGGCUGUCCUUCGAAAAGGUCUCCCCCUCCAGUUCGUUUCUCAAAGAUCAGGACGCCCUCAUCAAGCUGGAGUACCAGUUUGUCAGCUCUGACUGUCCCUCCAUGAACCUAGACAGCUCUCUCCAGGUGACCUCCAUGCAGGUGAACAACCUGGACAUAAUCCUGAACCCGGAGACUAUGGUGGAGCUCCUCAAGUUUCUCCAGAAGUCCUUCCCGAAAGAAGAAAGUAGCUUGACGCCCCCGACCCAGCAGCAGUCCUUCCAGCCGGAUGCAGGUGGCCCAGAUGAGAUAUUCCAAUCCACAUAUGACCAGAACACAGAGGUCACCGUGGAGAUCCACCGACUGAACUUGUUGCUCCUUCGCACAGUUGCCACGGGAACUGUCCUUGGUGGUGAGAAGAGGGGCAUGAAGAUCGCCACGGCCAGCAUCAAUGGUACCAAGGUCAAUGUGUCCAUGGGGAGCCGCUUGGAUGUCAAUGGCUCCCUUGGGUGCAUCCAAUUAGUUGACCUGACGCAGGAGGGAGGGAGGAGCCAAUUUGUGGUCAGUAUCGGGAAUGUGGAGGACCUCCCCAGUGCUGGGGGUGUUGCUUUCUUCAGGGAGACACCCUCUGAAGCUUUGAACUUCCACCUACUGGAGAAGUCCCAGGGGGAGUGCUCCCUACGGCUGCACAUGGCCUCCUUGCAUUACAAUCAUUCGGCUAAGUUUCUGAAAGAGCUUAGUCUCUCCGCCAACGAAGUGGAGGACAACUUCCGCUCCAUGCUGAAGUGCGCGGCCACCAAGGUCUCCACCGUGCUGGCCACCAAGACAGCUGAGUACAGUGGUAUGGUAUCAAUCUUCGAAACCCCAUCCAGGAGAACAAGGACGACACAAAGUCCGAGUCACUGGGCAUACCCCUUUGAGGAUGAAGAGGAUCUGAUCAUCCCAGAGAAGGAGCCAAGCAUGGACUCCUUUAUGGUCAAAUUGACCCUGAACGUCAGCAUCGAUUCUCCUGUAGUUUCCAUCCCUCGUAAGCCCGGUCACCCCGAGCUUCUCGUUGGCCAUUUGGGGAGCAUUACCAUUCAGAACUUUGUGGCUGGUCAGGACAGCUCGGAGAGGGAGAAGCUGCAGGUGGAGGUGAAAGACAUCCGGCUGUACUCCCUCAACACCAGUCACCUGGUCUCGCGCAAGACCGCGCGGGCCGACUCUAGCUCCUCCUCCUGCUUCUCGCCCUCCCACAGUGGGAGCGUCAGCAAGGAGGAGCCGCAGUUCACUCGCCAUGACUUCUUUGAUUACCUGAGUCGUGGCAAAGCCUUUCACAUCCUGAAAGACACCACCAUUCAGUUCACGCUGGAGAAAGUGCCCCUGGAUGAGGAUACACAGUUCACUUUUCUCACUUGUGAUGACCCUUUUAACAGCUCUGGUUUAUUGAAAGUGGAUGGAAAAUUUGUCAACGCUGUACAGGUGUUUCUGGCCAAGUCAGUGUACGAACAGGUGCUGCAAACCUUGGACAAUCUCUCUUUUAUUGAUGAGCAGCGGGUGACGCCCAGCCUGCCCCCAACCCCACCUCCGCCCACCCCCUCCUCCACCAAACCACACCGCUUCCCAGACCCCCAGGGCGGGCUCUUCGCUCGGGACCCACCUCUAGCAGGACUGUCGUACGCCUCCCUCUCCUCCUCUCUCUCAGCCCCCUUGCCCCUGCAGGCCCACAGCCCCCCCCACCUGGUGCCGUCCUUCACCCAGGUGAGGGCCACCUUCUGUGUGUCGGAGCUGCAGGUGCACCUGAGUGCGGACCUGAGCCAGGGGGCCCAGGGGCUGGUCAGCCUGCGCUUCCAGGACCUUCAGGGAGACUUCUCCAAGGACCACCCCCACUCGCUGGCCGUCCAGCUGACCCUCCGCUCCCUGCUGAUGGAGGACCUCCUGGAGCCCAACCCGGACUCCAAGUACAAGCAUCUCAUGGUGUCUCGGGGGGCCCCAAAACCCUCCACCUUCAGUCCCAAGGAGUACCUCUCUCAGUCCUGCCCGUCGUCCUCCAACGCGCUGUACCCCGACAUGCCGCGCUCCCUCCCGGCCCACAUGGAGGAGGCGCAGAACGUCUUUCAGUUCUACCAGAGGCACCCCAGCACCCCGGCGGCCGGGGGCCGGAAGAGCAAGAAAGACCCGGAGUGCCCCAGCACUCCUCCGCCCUCCCCCACCCGUAACACCCCGUCCCCGCACCCGCCCCCCGACUUCGACGACUCCCUCGUCCACAUCAACGUUCUGCUGGUGGACCGGCACCACCCGGAGUUCGUUACUCGCUAUGGCAGCGUGGGCCGCAGCGUGGAUGUAGACUUCAACUGCCUGGACGUCCUCAUCACCCUGCAGACCUGGGUGGUCAUCCUCGACUUCUUCGGCAUCGGCUCCACCGCCAACAACCACGGCGUCAGGGUCUCCUGCUCCUCCCCACAGUCCAUUCCUGGACACCCGGUGCUGUCCCCCGACCCGGACGAUCUGGGCAGUCUCUACCCUGAGAGUGAGGAGGAGUCCAUCGAGCCCGUCAACACCAAACUGGACCUGAAGGUACAUUCCCUGACCCUUGUGCUCAACAAGAAAACCAAUGAGCUGGCAAAGGCUAGUGUCUCCAAACUGGCUGCCCACAUGGAGAUUAUUGAGGGAGACUUGUCACUGCAGGGAAGUCUGGGUAGUCUGUCUCUCAGUGACCUCACGCCACAUGGCGACCUGUACAGGGAGCGCUUCACUACCCGCGGUGGAGAGGCCCUUGUCUUCAACAUCCACAAGUACGGUGAAGCCGACCCUUACCUGGAGCGUGAGUACGACAUAAAGCUGUCCCUGCAGAUGGCGUCUGUGCAGUACGUCCACACCCAGCGCUUCCAGGCCGAGGUGGUGGCCUUCAUCCAGCAUUUCACCCAGCUGCAGGACGUUCUGGGCAGGCAGAGGGCUGCAGUCGAGGGCCAGGCUGUGCGGGAGCGGGCGCAGAGGGCGUCGCGGGUGCUGCUGGACAUCGAGGCGGGCGCCCCCGUGCUCCUGAUCCCCGAGAGCUGGCGCUCGCCGCGCCUCAUCGUGGCCAAUCUCGGCCAGCUGCGCGUCCGCAACUGCUUCCUGUCGGCGGGCACGCACGGCACCUUCUCCCUCAGAGACAAGGUAGAGAAACUUACCAUGGUACAUGCCUUUAUCCCCUCUCUGGACCGCGUGAGGGAUGCUGCUUCGGCCCGCCCGGGGAGAGAGGAGCCGCCCGCGGGGAAGGCCAGAGCUGGGGCCUCGGGCCCCCCAGGCCCCGGCUUCACGCUGGGCCGACCCCAGCCGGCUAUGGGCCGGAUUCCUGAAGUCAAUGUGCCUCUUAGUCCAGAGGAGCACGUGUGUCUGCUGGACUGCAUAACUGUGGACCUGCAGGAGAUGGACAUAUUUGCGGCGGAGCGGUUGCCGUGUGAACCGUGGGACGGUCCGGAGCAGCAGGCGGACGGCGACCUGCUCUUCCCGUCCUUCGCCGUGCGCCGCACGGGGGGCAACCUGCUGAAGGAGCGCUGUCGCCUCACGCUCAAGGUGGAGAGGAACCUGGACAAAGAGUUGAGCCAUGCGAUACCGGACAUGACCAUCCACGGGAGCCUGUCGUCCGUGCACUGCUCCCUGGACCUGGACCGGUACCGGCUGAUCCGCGGGCUCCUGGAGAACAACCUGGGCGAGCCCGUGGAGGAGUUCCUCCGACCCUAUAACCUGCAGGACCCCAGCACCUAUACGGUAUUGAGUGGCGAUGUCUACACCAGCCUCUCCUUCCUUGUUGACAUGAUGAAUGUCAGUCUGGAGCUGCACGACACGCCCAGUUCCACUGGCCAGAAGCAGUCUUUGGCCAGGUUUGACUUCAUGAAAUCCAAGCUGCUGUUUGAGAGUUUCUCCAACGGGUCCAAGUCUGUGAACCUGGUGUCUCACUCUCUCCUGGCGUAUGACACGCGGUACAGUGGGCAGGGCUGCAGCGCGGAGAGCAAGCAGAACGCCUUCGACUGCAUCCUGCAGCCUUCCAGAACCGGAACCAACCGGGCCACUCUUCAACUGGAGCUGCACUACAGGUCAACCCGCGAUUCCUCCUGCUUCACCGUGGUCCUCAACAACCUCCGAGUCUUCCUGAUCUUCGAUUGGCUGCAGCUGGUGCGGGACUUCCUGCGGUUGCCGGCGGAGAAGGGCGCGGCCCCGCCCAGGCAGCGCUGGCCGAGCGGCAGCAGCGACCCGGGCGGCGCCACGGGCGCGGUCAUGCCCAAGACCGUGAAGAGCGGCGUGGUGACCAAGAGGUCGACCGUGCCCGUCACUCUAGAGCGACACCUGGAGGUGAAGAUUAAUGUGACAGGCACAGAGUUCGUGGUGGUUGAGGACUCCUCCUCUCUGGACACUAACGCCAUCAUCCUGAAAGGCACCACUGUGCUGACCUACAAGCCCCGCCUCCUGGACCGCCCCUUCUCCGGCAGCCUGGCCGGCAUCGAGGUGUUCUCGUGCCGGCUGGGCAGCGAGCAGGAGACGGCGCUGUCAAUCAUCGACCCGGUUAACGUGCAGGUGGAGCUGUGCGGCAGCCCCACCUACCAGAGCAGCUCCGGACUCCUGGACGCCUUCAACAUGGAGGACUUCCCCCCGCUGUUGGAGAUCCAGUUCCCAGCUCUGGAUAUCCGUCUCUCCUACAAUGACGUCCUGCUCUUCCUGGCCAUCGCCAAGUCCAUCCCCACGUCAGGAUCUCCGAGCACCGAAGAUCCCUCUGCCAGCUCCCAGACAGGCACAUCCUCGGCCAACCCCGACACCAUCGCCUCUCAGAAGGACCUUUUCAGGCACAAGACUGAGGCCUUGCUGGAGGGUCAGCUGUCCCGGCUGCAGGACCUGGGCUUCAGACAGGAAGACUGCAAGCGAGCCCUCAUCAACUGUAAAGGGCAACUGGACCAGGCUGCUACAUGGCUCCUAGAGAACGCUGAAGCUAUGACAUCAUACUCAGGGGGCGGGGCUGAAUCUGGCUCAGCCAGCCACAAUGCCCCGCCCCUGUCAGGAGUGGAAGUGAAGGCGGAGAGCGUGUGCAUCUGCUUCAUCGACGACUGCUUGGACUGUGACGUACCUCUGGCCGAGCUCACCUUCUCUCGUCUGUGUGUUCUGCAGCGCAUUGGGUCCACGCAGGAGGGAAAUGCCAGUUUCACGCUGUCGGGAGAUUACUACAACAGAGAGCUCUCAGGUUGGGAGCCGUUCAUCGAACCCUGGCCCUGCUUCCUCAACUGGCAGCAGCAGGCCGCGGGACGCCUCCACCCGCCCCGCCUCAAAAUGGGGAUCCGAGCCAAGCAGAGACUGGACAUCAACAUCACCUCCGUGCUACUGGAGCAGUACAGCACCACCAAGCGCUCCUGGCUUGCCGAUUACUGCAAGGAGAAGGUGGAGGAGCCUCCGACCCCGUCGGCCGCCGCCCUGUCCUGGAUGGGGUCAUCAGUGGACCCGCCCUCUUUUGGCCAGAGUCUCCCUCUCAGCUGCCUUAGAACUAGGAGCUCUGCCAGCUUGACUUGCCUCGAGCAGCAGAUUCAUGCCAGAGCGGACGUGAAGCUGUCCAAGAGGAGGCAGCCGUUUGUGCCGUACGCCCUGCGCAACCAUACCGGCUGCACCAUGUGGUUCGCCACCCUCACAACCACGCCCACGAGGGUGGCGCUGUCUCACAGUGGCAGCGCUGACUCCAUAUCGGACACGCACGGCCCCGGUACGGAUGACACCCACAACGUGAGCCAGUGGAGGGAGGUGUUGCCAGGGGAGGAGAUUCCCUUUGAGUUUGAGGCUCGAGAGAAACUCAGACACAGACACACCCAUGAGCUGAAGCUGCACCAGCUGCUGGUUCGUGUGGGGGGGUGGGAGCAGGUGAAGCCAGUCUCAGUGGACAAAGUGGGCGUGUUCUUCCGAUACGCUGCCCCCGACCGCAACAACCCCUCCAGCACGGUUGGAAGCCCCAUCAGCAGGACCAAUAUCAUCCAUCCACAUGUAUACUUCUCUGCCCUGCCCCCUGUGAGGGUGGUGUUCUCCAUCACCAUGGAGGGCAGCGCCCGCAAGGUCAUCACUGUGCGCUCCGCCCUCAUGGUCAAGAACCGGCUCGAGGUUCCCAUGGAGAUACGUCUGGACAGCCCAUCAGCUCCAGACAAGCCUGUGGUCCUGCCUCCCAUCCUGCCUGGGGAAGCCCAAGCUGUGCCCCUGCACUUAACUUCCUGGAGACUACAGGCCCGGCCCAAAGGCCUGGGGCUGUUCUUCUGCAAGGUGCCCAUCCACUGGACCAGUGUGGAGAAGCCUGGAGAGGUCAACAGCAGCAAGAGGGAGUGCCAGUCCACCGACUUUGACGACCACCCCAAACGCAGCUUCAGGUUUUGUGUGGUCAUAAAGAAGGAGAACUACCCCGAACAGCAGCCCGCCAAGACUGUGUCGGGUGGCCCCCAGCAGAUUUACCGCCAGCCGGGGCACACCAUCUACCUGCUGCCCACUCUAGUGCUGGCCAACCUGCUGCCAUGUGACUUGAACUACUACAUCAAGGGCACCUCCAUCAAGGGCUCCAUGAAGCCGGGAAAAGAGGCCGUGCUCCACGCCGCAGACACGUCUCAGAACAUGGAACUGGGGGUGCUGCUGGAGAACUUCCCUGUGUGCAAGGAGCUGCUCAUCCCUCCCGGGACCCAGAACUACGUGGUGCGAAUGCGGCUGUACGACGUCAACAAGCGCCUGCUGUGCCUCACAAUCCGCAUCGUCCUCCGAGCCCAGGGGGCGCUCAAGAUCCUCAUCUCCGCCCCCUACUGGCUGAUCAACAAAACAGGGCUACCGCUGAUUUUCCGACAGGACAAUGGGAAGUCCGACGCCGCCGGUCAGUUUGAAGAGCAUGAGCUGGCCAGGAGCCUGAGCCCCCUCCUCUUCUGUUACACGGACAAAGAGCAGCCCAAUAUGUGCACCAUGCGGAUUGGGAAGGGGAUCCACCCAGACGGGGUCCCGGGCUGGUGCCAGGGCUUCUCUCUGGACGGGGGCAGAGGAGUGAGGGCAGUCAAAGUUAUCCAGCAUGGGAACAGACCUGGACUCAUCUACAACAUAGGCAUCAACGUGAGGAAGGGAAAGGGGCGGUAUCGGGACACCCACAUCGUGACCUUUGCCCCCCGCUAUCUCUUGGACAACCGAUCUUCCCACAAACUGGCCUUUUCACAGCGAGAGUUUGCAAGAGGAAAGGGCACAGAGAACCCGGAGGGGUACAUUUCCACCCUACCCGGGUCCAGCGUGGUCUUCCACUGGCCCCGGAACGACUACGACCAGCUGCUCUGCGUGCGACUCAUGGACACCCAAAACUGCACCUGGUCCGGGGGCUUCGAGGUCAACAAGCCCAAGUCCUUCCACGUAAACAUGAGGGACACUCUAGGCAACUGCUUCUUCCUGCGAGCUGAGAUCGCUCUCAAGGGUGCAACUUACCAGAUUUCCUUCUGUGACACGGACCAGCUUCCCCCGCCCUUCCGCAUCGACAACAUCUCUGAGGUGCCCAUCCAGUUCUGGCAGCACGGCGUGGCGGACAUGCGGCUGCACACGGAGGUGAAGGCGGGGUCGGUGCUGGACUACGCCUGCGACGAGCCCAUCCUGCCCCCGUACCUCACGCUCAUGGUCAAGGGGGCGGGGUCGUCCGAGGUCACCGCCGACAUGAACUUCUUCAGGGAGUACAACAAGCUGUACUACGAGAACUUCAUCUACAUCGCCGCCACGUACACCUUCUCCCAGGAUGCUGGGAGGCGGCCGGUGGGUAAGAAACGGGAUGUGAGCUGCGCAGAGCUGGUUCUGGACGUGGAGACCAAGACGCAGAGAGUCAUCCUGAAGAAGAAGGAACCUGGGAAGCGCUCGCAGCUGUGGAGGAUGACAGGCUCCGGAAUGCUCUGCCACGAAGGCUCCUCCCCCCCGCAGAACAAGCCUGCCCAGCCACGCCCCCUUGACUCCUCCCUCGUCCUGGACAUCGCAGGAUUGGCUGCUGUUACUGAUAACAGUUAUGAGCCCCUGAUGUUGAGGAGGCCCGACUCACGGCGCAGCACCACCCAGACCUGGCACUUCAGCUCCGGCAUGCUGACCUGCGGCCUGCCCAGACUGGUGGUGCAGGUGAAAGGUGGGAUUUCGGGGCUGUUUGACGGGGCGGAGGUGGUCCUGGGGCCGGACUCUGCGCUGCUGGAGCUGACGCCUGAGCAGCAGUUUAUCAAUCAGAAGAUGCGGCCUGGCUCCGGGGUUCUGUCUGUCCAGGUCCUCCCUGACGGACCCACCCGAGUUCUACAGAUCAGCGACUUAAACCAGCGGCGUAUAAACCGCACCUCCCCCAGCACAGAAGAGGACAAGGACAGCAAGCAGAAGAAGGUUCCGGAAGAGGAGCUAGAGCUGCUGGUGAACCUGGAGGAGGGAGUGGGGAUCUCCCUGGUCAACAAGCUGCCCGAGGAGCUGGUGUUCACCACCCUGUCCGGCAUCGACGUCCACUUCACCCGCACCGCCGCCAGCGAGGUUCUGGAGCUCAGCGUGCAGAACAUCCAGGUGGAUAACCAGCUCCUGGGCACCACCCAGCCGGUGAUGCUGUGCGUGACGCCCAGCUCCAGCGAGAGCAGCACCGUGGAAACAGGCCCCGCCCUGGAGGUGAACGCUGUGAAGGUGCCCAGCAGCCUCAUGCUGACUGACCUGUUCAAGCACCUGAUGGUCACGGCUCGGCGGUUCACGGUCAUCAUCGAGGAGAAGCUCCUGCUGAAGCUGCUCAGCUUCUUCGGUUACGGCCAAUCGGAGCCAGAAAUGGAGAAGCUGGAUGAGAGUCUUUAUGAGAAGCCCAGCGAGGACGGGGGGGCUCUGAAGCGGUACUACUUUGAGAACCUGAAAAUCAGCCUGCCCCAGGUCAAGCUGAGCGUCUUCACCUCGCACAAGCUCCCUCCAGACCUGAAGGCCCUGAAGGGGACCCUGGGAAUCCUCCUCAUCCGGUUCGAGGACGCUGUCAUCAACAUGUAUCCCUACACCCGGGUGCACCCGUACGAGACGCAGGAGAUCAUCAUCAACGACGUGCUGAAGCACUUCAGAGAGGAGCUGAUCAGUCAGGCGGCUCAGAUUCUGGGGUCGGUGGAUUUCCUGGGGAACCCCAUGGGUCUCCUCAAUGACGUCACCGAAGGCGUUUCUGAGCUCAUCAAGUACGGCAACGUGGGCGGGCUCAUCCGGAACGUCACGCACGGGGUCUCCAACUCGGCCGCCAAGUUUGCAGGAACCUUGUCAGACGGUCUUGGAAAGACCAUGGACAACCGGCACCAGAGCGAGAGGGAGUACAUCCGUUACCAUGGAGCCACCAGCGGGGAGCACCUGGUGGCCGGGAUCCACGGACUGGCUCAUGGCAUCAUUGGUGGCCUCACCAGCGUCAUCACAUCCACGGUGGAGGGCGUCAAGACUGAGGGCGGGGUCAGUGGCUUCUUCUCUGGCCUGGGGAAAGGCCUGGUCGGCACGGUGACCAAACCGGUGGCAGGAGCCUUGGACUUUGCCUCGGAGACGGCCCAGACCGUCCGGGACAUGGCCAGCCUGAGCAACCACAGGCUGAGUGUGCAGAGGGUGAGGAAGCCGCGCUGCUGUAAGGGGCCUCAGGGUCUGCUCCCGCGCUUCUCCUCCUCCCAGGCUGACGGACAGGAGCAGCUCUUCCGCCUGACCGACAGCAUCCACUCCGAGUUCUUCAUCGCCGUGGAGCCCAUCGACACGUACUGCGUGCUCAUCUCCUCCAAGGUGGUGUACUUUCUGAAGCCGGGAGAGUACGUGGACCGCGAGGCCAUCUUCCUGGAGGUCAAGUACGACGACCUCUACCACUGCCUGGUCUCCAAAGACCACGGGAAGGUGUACGUGCAGCUGACUAAGAAAGCGGAGAGCACCAGCAGCGGCGUGGCCAUCCCAGGCCCCUCCCACCAGAAGCCCAUGGUUCACGUGAAGACCGAGAGCCUCGCCAUCAAAAUCUCUCAAGAAAUCAACUACGCCAAGAGCCUGUACUAUGAGCAGCAGCUGAUGCUGCCGCCCAAUGAGACUGAAGAUUACCUGCUGCUGGACUCCUAACCGACCAAUCGGAGGGCAGCCAGGUUUCUCUUCUGUGCAGGAACUAAUUAGCCAAUGGUGGCAUCUCCUGAAGGUAUCUAGAGAACAGUCGAUAUGAAAGAGAAAUGGAAAAUGACGAAACCUACGAAGGGUUAUUGCAAGGCACUUUAUUUGGAAUGAAAAGUAAUGUGUCCACGCAUCAUGCAGGUCCCAAGAAGCACAGUUGUAAAAUAUAAAAAUAUGCACCUAGUAUUAUUUUAUCAGGUUCUGUACGUGUAAAACAGAAUAAGAGAGUACUAUAAAGAUAUUUUAUUUUACAGAGAUGUUUAUAAAAUUGCUGGUUUGUGUGGGAAUAUAUACAUACAUUGGUAGUGUUAUGAUUAGACGCCCUUACAUGUACACAGACGUGUAUAUACACACAUGCGCAUAUGCACACAGAUUGACACAGUAUGUAUAUACACAGAUAGCAGUGUAACACUACCAGUCGUGUACAUAGCGAGAAUGGAGGUUUAUAUGAAGUUAAAUGGGUUGUGGAAUGCUGUAUAAAACUGCCUUUAAUUAAAAUGCGCUAUAUAUUUUUUUUCUUUGUGUAUAAAAUAUUGGCUAGUUGGAGCCGUAAAAUAAAUUGCACUGAUUCUGAUGUGGGAGACACUGCAGCUGCUCUUGCCACUAAUAUAAGUAAUCACACGAACACACACACACACACACACACACACACACACACACAGACACUCUGAGACCCCACAGUAGACCAUGUGAUGGGUGUGUGCAUAGCUUUUUUUUUUUUUUUUCCUUCAGGGGUCAUGAGACCCAGACAUCAAAAACACUAGGCCUUCGUAUUCAUCUGGAUUGUUGGACUGAAAACUGCGAAUGGAAUGUUGUGAAGCACAUUAGCGUAACAUGCUAACUUAUCUCCUCUGCUAAAACACCAGUGCUCCGCAGUAUCUACAUUUUGUGCCUUUCAUUAACGCAGCGAGACAUUUUGGGCUGGAUCACACCAAAAAAAAAACAAAAACACUUUGCUACUUUAGAGCCUUUAGACAAAAUGAGAAUUAGAUCGUGUUCGUUUCAGGUCUUCCCCUGCCCUGGCAUACACUGGCCUCCCAGAGUCACGCGUGAUGUAAGUUUGCCGGUACAGACAUCCUGGCGUUUCGUUAGAUAACGCGUGCUGGCAGUGCUAUCAGUUAGACCGCUCUGCAGCAGUCAGGACCGCACACCCCAGCACAGCCCUCUUCACUGUGCUCCCUGACGCAGGCUUCGCCAGCUCCAGAGAGGCGCGCGGCGUUCCUCUCCCUUAAAGGAGUCGCCAGCCGGCGGCACGGGCCGUCGGCGGGCGAGUGAAGGAAGGGCUCCUGGGAGUGUUUGUUUUUAAAGCAGCAGAGGACCUUCAGCGCACACCCCCUCUCUUUGCUCUGCGCUUGUUAAAACGGUAAAGGAAUGCAAAUAUUUGAUUCCAGAGCCCGCUCCGGAGGGUAUGAAUGCCAAGCACAUUCUCACCCUAACCCCCCCUCAUUCUUUCCUGAAGCUCAAGGAUUACUGCAGUUUAGCUGCACGGGACUGGAGAACUGUGAUCAUUUGGGCGCUCCCCCACACGUGAAUGGGCCACAGUGGCUGCCAGAUGAACUUUAUUAGCAAUAACAGUAAGCUCAUCAUCGCGUCCGUUUGGUCAUCUUUAGCUUUUGCUUAAGUGCUUCCAAGUGACCGUCUCUAUCUGGCAUGAGGAAAAGAUUUCAUGAGAAUAUUCGCAGGCAGUUUCGGAAUGUUCCGUUUCAGAAGUUAUAUUUAACUUUUUUUUAUAUAUUUAACACCCCAACCCCACAUUCACCCCUGCCCCAACCCUGAAGGGACACCCCCCCUGCCUCCACCCCUGCCCCUGCCCCUGAAGGGACACCCCCCCUGCCUCCGCCCCUGCCCCUGCCCCUGAAGGGACACCCAGUCCUCACUUAUCUAACUGAUGACCCAUUUCUGCCUCCUCUCCCCUGAUCUCCCACUGCUGUCUGCACAACUGUGUCUUCUGGGUUCACCAGAGUUCAGCACAGUUACGCAACCUACCAGGAAACAAUUUGGCAAUAAAUUAACUGCCUUGGAAGGUCCGGCAGGGAAUUGGCACUUUGAUGGCUUCAGAAGAGGGCCUCGCAUUCUCUCCCAGCUCCUAACCCAACGCCCGACAGCUUUAUAAAUAACCUGAGACGUUAAAAACACAGCGUGAGUUAUGUUUCUCCCACACAUCUCUCUCCCUCCCUCUCUCACUGUUUGCCUUGUCCUCUAGCUAAAGGGGAUCUUUGUUUUUUUAGGGGUUUUUUCACCCCUCCCUCCCUCUCUCUGUCUCUGAUUCCAGAAUCAGACCUUGCCUUUGUAAUGCAAGGGUCUUCACAACAGUAACUCAGUUACACUCACAGGCGCAAGUCCCGCCCCCUGUGAUGAUGGGUCAGGUUGACAGUUUUCAUGGGGCUGCAUGGGGGAGUUUGCUGUGGCGCUGGUGCAGCAGGGUGUUGAACGCCUGUCUGUAGGCUGGAGGCUUAACGUGUGCGACACUCAGACGUCCCGCUUCAUUGCAAUUGGGAUUCAGACGCUAGAGGAAAGGCCCACACUGCCAGGCGUCUUGAGCGAUGAGCGUCGCCGUUCCGUGUCACACGCGUGCCGCGCGUUGCUCUUACGCGAUUACUCACCAGCCCCCGCUUCCCUGUGGCGGGAUGACCCCCCUCCUCUCGGGUCGGAUUUUCCCCCCGCCGCCGCCCGGGACGCCCCUCGCGUUUCGGCAGAGGCGUCAGCGAGAGGCCGGCUUUGUCCCGCCCGCGUAGCGAUGGCUGAGCACGCCGCGUUUGAAACGCUCUCCCUGUACCUGAGACCGGAGUCCUUCCCCUGAACUCUGCAGUGCUGCAGCUCAGCGCUGGCGCUCGAACCCCUGACCUACAUACGCGAGCACAUGACUCUGUGCAUAAGGGAAUCCAACUGGAAACCAGGGGGGAAGCUGACUCAUGUAUUUACGUAGCUCUUUAGAUCCCUCUGUACAAAGAAUAAGGAACAUGAGACUUGGGGGAUUUUUAUUUUUUUCUCACCAAAGGAAAUAUGAAGAAGUGAAUCCAUGAUCUCUCCAUAAAGGGACUGCAGAUUGAGGCUUUUUUAAUCACUAAAAGGAACUGCCACUCAGCUAACCAUGUUGUACACUAGUUAGGGACGUACUCAACACACACUGAAGCUCGCUGCUUUGUAGAAACGGUGUACAGAAGUCGUCGUCGUCAUGCUAACGGAAAGAGUCUCAACACUGACCCACUUUUCAGCCAAGUUUGUGUGUCCAAGUCUACUGAUUUAUGUGAAAAAUGGAAAAUGAUAAUCUUGUGUUUUCUAUGGUUUUAAAGUGUACAUAUUAUAACGCUUGAUAAUAAAAUGAAGUGUCUAAGG
Messenger RNA from Anguilla rostrata (American eel), 17368 nucleotides. It is a transcript of the gene vps13d, whose product is annotated as vacuolar protein sorting 13 homolog D. The record is from RefSeq and is a predicted model, not a curated record. NCBI's taxonomy places the organism in Eukaryota, Metazoa, Chordata, Actinopteri, Anguilliformes, Anguillidae. Gene Ontology annotation, molecular function: protein binding. Gene Ontology annotation, biological process: mitochondrion organization; protein targeting to vacuole; protein retention in Golgi apparatus. The transcript is spliced from 70 exons. Gene Ontology annotation, cellular component: extrinsic component of membrane. Bases 758 to 13987 code for a protein of 4409 amino acids.